This is a messenger RNA of Protopterus annectens (West African lungfish), 792 nucleotides long. RefSeq names its product somatostatin (gene SST). Gene Ontology annotation, cellular component: extracellular region. Gene Ontology annotation, biological process: regulation of cell migration. Gene Ontology annotation, molecular function: hormone activity. The coding region runs from base 155 to 502 and encodes 115 amino acids. Lineage: Eukaryota; Metazoa; Chordata; Ceratodontiformes; Protopteridae. The transcript is spliced from 2 exons. The record is from RefSeq and is a predicted model, not a curated record.
UCAACAGCAACAGCAAUAGAAGAGCGUUUAGAACAUCGCUGCUGACAGAAGAAGAAAAAGAACAGUGUGCGAAAGACAGUAACCAAGAGACAUAAAAUACUACAUUGUGAUUUUUUUCCUAAUAAAGACGUUGUUUCCAUUGCACACAGUGAAGAUGCUGUCCUGUCGAUUCCAGUGCGCUCUGGUUCUGCUUUCCUUGGCAGUAGUUUUCAGCAAAGUAUCAGCUGCGCCUUCAGACCUGCGACUGCGCCAACUCCUACAGAGGUCGCUAGCUGCUGCAGCAGGCAAGCAGGAACUAACUAAGUACUCCUUAGCAGAACUGUUGUCAGAAUUGGCCCAAUCAGAAAAUGAUGCAUUGGAUUCAUCUGAUCUCUCACGUGGUGCUGACCAAGAUGAAGUAAGGCUAGAACUUGAACGCUCCGCUAAUUCCAGUCCCCUGGCUGCAAGAGAACGGAAAGCUGGUUGCAAAAACUUCUUCUGGAAGACAUUUACAUCUUGCUAGUUUUAACCAGAAUAUACUGAAUAAUGUUUUUUUUUUCCUAUACCCACCCCAAAUCUUAAGCAAAUCUCCCAGACAAGAAGCUGAAGACUGUACAGUAAAAAAAAAAUGCUGUGAUGAUUUACAUUUAAAUUUGAUUUCACACCAAUUAAUGAACCUUCUCAUCUGAACUGUAGUUGAUUUGCUUGGGUUGUGAUUCCUGUAUAGUUCCUAAGGUAUGCACUCUGCAGUUCUCAAAGAUGUACUAUUUUUAACUGUUGUUUGCAAUAAAUAUCUAUGUUUCAAACUGGAAA